AUGGCCGACAACGACAUUGCCACACGGGCGCCCGAGAGUGAUGCACAAGAACAGCCGGUGGAGCAGGCAGGACAGAGUGUCUUCCCUGGCGACACCACAGCACAAGAGGGGCCAACGAUGGGUGAACACUGCACAACAGAUCGGCCCUCUCCGCCUGGCCAAAAACCUACUGGCGAGUUCUCGAAGCUCGGCGAUAUUGAAUGCUACAUAGCAAAGCCUUCCGACUACCCGCACUCACCUUCGAAGCUCCUACUUCUCCUUACUGGUGGAACGGGCAUCAAAUCUACCAACAACCAGUUGCAAGCCGACAAGUAUGCUUCCGAGGGAUAUGUAGUCGUCAUGCCCGACCAAUUUAAUGGCAACCAGGCGCCCAACAGCGUCAUGCCCGAAACUUCGGAGCAAGCAUCGUGGCUAGAGCAGGCAAAAAUGAAGGGUGCGGAAGUUUUGAAAGCACUCUUGAUCGACAAGUGGCUUGCUUAUCACACUCCGGAGCGCGUGCUUCCGGUACUACACAAAGUCAUCGAAGGCGCCAAAGAAGAGUUCGCAGACGCCGUCGCAAACGGAGAAGGCAUAUACGGUGUAGGAUAUUGCUUUGGUGCCAAGUACAUUCUGAUCUUGGCUGGCGAACAUCCCGAUACUGCUUCAGGGGGACAGGCACCGCCCAAGGACGAAGAGCAAGGGACCGUGAGUAACGCACCUGUCCUCCGAGCAGCAGCAGUCGCGCACGGAACCAUGGUGAUGAAGGAAGACCUCGAAGCAGUCAAGGUGCCCACCUACAUAGUCGCUGUCGAGAACGACUCGCUGUUCUCAGAAGAAGAAGUCCUGACACCUGGUCGAAGAGCAAUGGAGACCAACAAGGUCGAGCACGAGGUCAAAGUGUUCUCUGGUGUGCCACACGGCUUCGCGGUCUUGGGCGACUACGAAGACGCCAAGAUCAAGCAGUCGCAAGAGGAAGCUUAUGGACUGAUGCUGGCCUGGAUUCAGGCACACUGA
This is a messenger RNA of Dothidotthia symphoricarpi CBS 119687, 993 nucleotides long. Its product is annotated as alpha/beta-hydrolase. The coding region runs from base 1 to 993 and encodes 330 amino acids. The record is from RefSeq and is a predicted model, not a curated record. Gene Ontology annotation, molecular function: hydrolase activity. Lineage: Eukaryota; Fungi; Ascomycota; Dothideomycetes; Pleosporales; Dothidotthiaceae. The transcript is spliced from 2 exons.